Molecule: messenger RNA, 1976 nt
Organism: Diachasma alloeum
Lineage: Eukaryota; Metazoa; Arthropoda; Insecta; Hymenoptera; Braconidae
Product: calcineurin subunit B type 2
Exons: 5
Coding region: 400-921 (173 amino acids)
Molecular function (GO): calcium ion binding; calcium-dependent protein serine/threonine phosphatase regulator activity
Source: RefSeq, a predicted model, not a curated record
GGCUGGCGUGGGUUUUUAUCACGAUUCCAUAAAAAAAAAACAUUCCAAGCAUCAGAAUAAGAGGGGGAAAAACCCACAAGAUUGUUUACGAGUGUAUGAAAAUUCUCUCUCGUGACGAAGGGGUUGCAGGUGUCGCCGUAAAAGCGUCUGCCUUUUCAUUCCAUUUUUCUUGUUUUUUGUGGUAUCGAACUGGGGGAACAAAACUAGCUAUUUACGGCACACAGGCAUCACACGUAAGUGUACGUGGGAAGGUGGGUUUUGUACGCAAGCGCUUUCCAAGAUUUUUAACGAGUUGAGACCAGCCAUUGGAGUCUACCUGGGAUUGCUGCUGUUUGCUGAUCAAUUUUGACGUGUUAUCCUUUAUUUUCGUGUGAUAAUUACCAGGAAAAUCGACCAAAAAUGGGUAACGAGAGCUCCCUACCCAUGGAACUCUGUUCAAACUUUGAUGCUGAUGAAAUAAGGAGAUUGGGAAAGAGGUUUAGGAAAUUGGAUCUUGAUAACAGUGGUGCGUUAAGUAUCGAUGAGUUUAUGUCAUUACCAGAAUUACAACAAAAUCCACUUGUACAACGUGUCAUUGAUAUAUUCGAUGCUGAUGGCAAUGGGGAAGUGGAUUUCAAGGAGUUUAUUCAGGGAGUAUCGCAAUUCAGUGUCAAGGUAAAAAAAGGUGAUAAAGAAAGUAAAUUACGGUUCGCAUUCAGAAUUUACGAUAUGGACAAUGAUGGAUUUAUUAGUAAUGGUGAAUUGUUCCAAGUAUUGAAAAUGAUGGUAGGAAAUAAUCUUAAAGAUACUCAAUUACAACAAAUUGUCGACAAGACAAUACUUUUCGCCGAUAAGGACGAGGAUGGAAAAAUUAGCUUCGAAGAGUUUUGUUCUGUGGUCGGUAACACUGAUAUUCAUAAGAAGAUGGUGGUUGAUGUAUAAUCAAUCAAACUAUCCUAGAUAAAAAGAAAAUGAAAAAAAAGGAAUGUUGAAGAAAUGCUGAGCGUUGAUGAAACUUCGACUUCAUUACUGCAUUAAAUAGUUUAUAAGAACCCAAAAAACAAAAUAAGCUAUAGAUUCACUCGAUAAUUAUAAAAGCAAAGAUCUGUUUAGAUAAACGAAAAGGGAAAUGAUAAAACUAAAGCUAGAAAAAUUCUCGAUACAUUUUUAUCAUAAAUUAUUUCUCACUGACUAAAAAUAUACUCUUUUUUCCAUUUCACCAGAGCACAAAGAAAUGUUUCUGAUUAAAAUAAUCGUAAAAAUACUUAUCGUGUUGAAUAUUGUGCAAUUGCUAGGAAAAACAAAUGUUUUAAGAUCUUUACUCCCUUAUUUUUCUUCUCUUCUGUUAUUUAUUAUUUAGUUUAUUCCUGUAAAUUUUUUGAAAAAUAGAGUACAUACUUCUUAAUUCUAUUUAGGAAUAAUUUACAGUGCAAAUGUUUUCCGAACAGUCAAAGAUAAAUAACCAAAUGGAUGAGAAGGGAGAAAAAAGUGCUCCAAAUGUUCAUUAUCAUUGUUUAAUCUUAAUUAGUAACGGUAAGCCACUGAAGGCCUUGGUACUUUCGAUAAUUUUGUUCAUUUUUAUCAAUAAUGAUUUUUUUUUCUUCAUUCAAUGGUGAGAAAAUAUGGAAAAGGAAGGAAGAAAAAAAAAGUAAUAAAACUACCGAGACGUUUAAAAUGUCCUGGUCAAAUGUUUAUUGAUUGUAUACAUAUUUAAAUUGAGUUAUUAGGUAACACAAUUACACACGGAAGAAUAGAAAAAGGGAGAAAACAAAUGAAAUUUACUGCGUGAAAAUUUUGAAAAACACGAUAAAAUAAAAACAAAAUAAAAAGUAUGCAAAGACUGAAAUUGAACAUGAUGAAUUCUACAGGAUGUGUAAUUGUGUUCAGAUAACUAAUUUUACUCGUCGUGUGUUAUUUGUCUCUUUUGUCUAAUCAAAGUUAACAUAAAAAAAAAAUAUGAGAAAAAGUAAUUUAAAUAUUAAAUACAUGAAUCUUGA